Messenger RNA from Polyodon spathula (Mississippi paddlefish), 5207 nucleotides. Its product is annotated as myosin-binding protein C, slow-type-like. The coding region runs from base 153 to 3896 and encodes 1247 amino acids. NCBI's taxonomy places the organism in Eukaryota, Metazoa, Chordata, Actinopteri, Acipenseriformes, Polyodontidae. The transcript is spliced from 34 exons. The record is from RefSeq and is a predicted model, not a curated record. Gene Ontology annotation, molecular function: protein binding.
UAUGUCACCAUAGCUGGACUAAUUUAGAAGAAAAACAACCAAUCACAUCCCAACUGUUCAAUUAUACCCGACAGCUUGGAAUGCUCAUAAUCCAGUAAAAAAUGCUUUAAAAUCAUAAUUGAACGUGGCUAAAUCACUUAAAGAAGUUCACCAUGGUCAAUUUUCACAAUGGAAAAGAUGAGAAACCAAGCUCUAAACCAGAAGCUGCAGAAAAUAAUGACAGUGUUCCUGUGAGUUCACCAUCUUCAGAGCCAGCAGGAGAGCUAAAGGAUGAAGCACCUAUUAGCGCCCCUGAUAAUAGCCUUUCUGAGUCAGCUAAGGAAACAAAAAACUCAGAAAAGGAGGAAGAUGAAAUCGUUACUGUUAUUACCCCACCACCCGCUGAAGAUAAAGAGGAUGAGCUUGUGACAAGCACCCCAUUGCCUCAGCCUCCGUCAGAUGAUAGCCGUUCUGAGUCAGCUAAGGAAAGAAAAGACUCAGUGUGGUCUCUUGGAGAAGCUCCUCCGGAUGACACUGACAAACCCGAGGACACGCCGCGCUCCACCCUGUUGAUUGAGAAGCCUCAGAGUGGCUCAGUGAUUGUUGGUGGAGACAUUACUUUCACAGCUAAAGUUGAAGCAAAAGACCUGCUUAGGAAACCUACCAUCAAGUGGUUAAAAGGUAAAUGGAUGGACCUUGCCAGCAAAACAGGGAAGCAUCUCCAGCUGAAAGAAACAUUUGACCGUUUAACAAAGGUGCACACAUUUGAGAUGAGCAUUAUCAAAGCCAAGGACAACUAUGCUGGGAAUUAUCGUUGUGAAGUAACUUACAAGGAUAAGUUUGAUAGCUGCUCUUUUGACCUGGAAGUACAAGAUGUUCCGGAACUUGUACCUUCUAUUGACAUCCGAUCAGCCUUUAAAAGAAGCGGAGAAGGACAAGAAGAUGCAGGAGAGCUUGACUUUAGUGGUCUCCUUAAGCAUAGGGAGAUUAAGCAAGAGGAGACUGUACCGAAGGAAGAUGUGUGGGAGAUACUCAAGAACGCAUCACCACAAGAGUUUGAAAGGAUAGCUUUUGAAUAUGGUAUCACUGACCUGAGGGGCAUGCUGAGAAGACUGAAGCGCUUGAAACGAGAGGAGAAGAAGAGUGAAGCCUUUGCCAAGAAGCUGGAAUCUGCUUACCAAGCUGACAAAGGAGGAAAAAUAAAGUUUAUAGUAGACCUGGCAGACCCUACAGUGGAACUGAAAUGGUAUAAAAAUGGUCAGGAGAUCCGUCCCAAUCCAAAUCAGAAAAAGUACGUCUUUGAGGAGAGGGGCACCCAGCGCAUUUUGGUCAUCAAUAACUGCACCAUGGCAGAUGAUGCAGCAUAUCAAGUGAUGGCCGGGGAUGAGAAAUGUUCCACCGAACUGUUUGUGAAAGAGUUGCCAGUUACAAUUACAAAGGAACUGGAAGCUGUGAAAACGACAGUUAAUGAAAGAAUUGAGCUUGACUGUGAAGUGUCAGAAGAAGGGGCAAAUGUUAAAUGGUUUAAGAAUGGAGUGGAGAUCCCCAGAGAAAUUCGUUCCAGGUACUGGUUAAAGACUGAUGGCAUGAGGCACAUCAUGGUGAUUGAGGACGCCAAGAAAGAAGACACUGCAGUCUACUCAGUGAUGACUACAGGAGGGAAGUCGGAAGCCCGUGUACAAGUAGACCUUAAACCCCUGAAGAUUCUGCAGGAUCUGACUGACCAAACAGUGAGACUCGGAAAACUUCUUGUUCUGUACUGUGAAAUAAAUCCAGUCAACGUACCUGGAAGAUGGUACAAAAAUGCACAGCUAAUCCAAGGCACUGACCGUGUGAAGAUCACCCAUAGAGGAAGGUCACACAAACUGGAAAUAGAGAAUGUGGCUGUUGAUGACAUGGGGUACUAUACCUUUGUACCAGAGGGGUAUUCAAUGAGCCUGAAUGGUAAAGUCCAUGUGAUUGAUCCUCCAAAAAUUCACCUUGAUAGUCUUAACUACCCAGAAAACACUGUGACAGUAACAGCAGGGAACAAACUACGACUGGAGAUUCCUGUUACAGGACAGCCUGUCCCGAGGGUUGUCUGGAUGAAAGGAGAGAGGGUGAUCCUUGACACUGGUAGCAGAGUACGGGCUGAAUCUUUCCCAGAUCACAGCACAUUUACUAUAGAUGUAGCUGAAAGGGAGGACACUGGGACGUAUAAAAUUGUGUUGCAUAACGAAGCUGGUGAAGACUCUGCUCAGCUCAAAAUAAAGGUAGUAGACAUCCCUGACCCUCCACAAGCACCUACUGUAACUGAGAUUGGCGAAGACUGGUGUUCAAUGAUUUGGGAAACCCCAUUGUAUGAUGGUGGCUCACCAAUUUUAGGAUAUUUCAUUGAGAGAAAAAAAAAGCAAAGCUCCAGAUGGAUGAGACUGAAUUUCGAUGUUUGCAAAGAGAUGACUUUUGAACCAAAGAAGAUGAUUGAAGGCGUGUCUUAUGAAGUUCGUGUUUUUGCAGUGAAUGCAAUUGGCAUUUCCAAACCUAGUGAGCCCUCAAAGGCAUUUGUGCCACUUGCUGUAACUAGUGAACCAUCAAUGCUAGUAGUGGAUGAAAUCACUGACUCUACAGUGACAAUGAAAUGGCGACCUCCAGAGCAUAUUGGAGCUGCAGGCCUAGAUGGCUACAUCAUAGAGUAUUGCUUUGAAGGAAAGGAUGAAUGGAUAGUGUCCAAUCAAGAGUUGAUUGAGAAGACGAAGUAUACAAUCCCUGGUCUGCCAAGCGGGGAGAAGAUCUUUGUCAGGGUUAAAGCAAUCAACGCAGCAGGCGCCAGUGCACCCAGAAUGCAUCCACAUCCUAUUCUAGUGAAAGAAGUAAUUGAACGGCCCAAGAUUCGUAUUCCAAGGCAUCUUCAUCAAACUUACAUUCGGAGGGUUGGAGAAGUAGUCAAUCUUCUUCUACCUUUCCAGGGCAAGCCGAGGCCCAAGGUGAGCUGGAUGGCGAAUGGCAGGCCUGUGGACCCGACUCAGGUCAACAUCCGCAACAGCGAGACUGACAGCAUCCUAUUCAUCCGGAAAGCAGAUAGGAAGCACUCCGGGAAAUACGAGAUGACUGUGAAGGUGGAGAACUAUGAAGACAAAGCUACAAUAGAUAUACAAGUAGUUGACCGGCCUGGUCCACCUGAGGUUGUGGAAAUUAAGGAUGUCUGGGGGGAGAAUGUUGCAUUGGAAUGGACUCCCCCCAAAGACAAUGGCAAUGCUGAAAUCACUGGGUACACCAUUCAGAAAGCAGACAAGAAGACUAUGGAAUGGUUUACUAUAAUCGAACACUACCACAGAAAAAGUACUACAGUAUCUGAACUUGUCAUUGGGAACGAAUACUUUUUUCGGGUGUUUGCAGAGAACAUGUGUGGCCUUAGUGAGGAGGCUAGAGUGACUAAGGACAGCGCACUGAUUGUAAAGGAAGGUUCGAAUUACAAGAGCCCAGACUACCAGGAAUAUGACUUUACUGAGCCCCCGAAAUUCACCCAUCCCCUAGUCACCACCAUAGCUGUGGCAGGGUACAACGCCACACUGAACUGCAGUGUCCGGGCUAAUCCCAGGCCCAAAGUGAUAUGGAUGAAGAACAAGGUAGUCAUCGACAAAGACCCCCGCUACAGAAUGUUCAGUAACCAGGGGGUCUGCACCCUGGAGAUCCGGAAGCCCUGCCCCUUUGACAGCGGCAUGUACAGCUGCAAAGCCAUCAAUGACCUGGGUGAGGCGCAGGUAGAUUGCAAACUGGAGGUGAAAGGAGGGGUGACUUUUUAUGAGCUAAUGCAGAAGGGGGUGCCUUUAAACCUAAUUAAUAAGUUCCUGAACAAGAACAAAGGCUGUGAACCUCAGAAGGAGUCUGCUGACUGCUGCACAGCACUGAGAUCCUCCAACCCUGCUUUUAAGAGCUAGUCACCAGUAUUUACCUGUUCCUUCUCCUGCACUGUAGCACCCUGUGGAGGGUGUGGCAACAAAUGAGUGCUCUUUAUGACGUAAACUUGGCAUGGUAUGAUGUAGACUGAAUAUAUUAGAGACCAUAGUGCUGAGAUUUAUCAUCUGCUGCUGCCCAAUUUUGCCUGUUUCAUUCUGGUACUUAUAGACAAUAUGUAAACAAUGAUGCAUGACUCCUGGUGUUUUUGUCAAAUAGUUUGUUUUGGAAUUAGAUUGGUAUGGUAGUGUGGAAAAUAAGUGUGUUGAUGGGACAGAGGCAAGUCAAAGUGCUGAUCUGAUCUCUAAGGAACUUUGUUAAUGUUCAUAAGACAUGUACAUCAAUCAAUAAACAGUACAUAAUAAAACAUUAUAAAACAACAAAAGCUGUUUUCUUCUAUUACUGGUUUGGCUGUGCAUACCAGGGAACCUUUACCCUUUGUCGCCAAUGUUUUAUUAUCUUGGUUGAUUACAUUUUGAAAUGCAGUUUAAAUAUCUUGUCAGUUAUCUGGAUAAUUAGAGUGCAUAACCAAGGUUAUAAAUAUAAUGCACACCUUGAAAUCAGUAUUUUCAAGAACAUGGUUAGAUUACGUCUUCUGAAGUAAUUGUUGCUACAUCUGCAAUCUAUAAUUGUCUCCAAGCCAACUCUUGACUAUAAUAAGUGUGUGUUAAUAUACACAUGUUUAGGGGUCUGACAAGUUUAUGAACACCUCAUAUAUGUUGCAGUGGGCUGUUCAUUCAUUCAAAAAUAACAUCCCUGACAUGCAUUUUACUAAAUGAAAAACCUGCUUUAGCUUCUUGAUGUAAGUCAGAUUCAGUCAUGACAGGUGUUUCUCUAUCCAAGUCUGGACAAGUCAUGUUCAUGAGGAUGCAAGUUUUAAAAGGGAUGGCAUUCUGGAUAACAAACUGAAUGACUUCUCACAUUAAACCAGGCUCCUCAUAGUGGCCCAACGCACCCUAUUAGUAGUGACAACUACAGGGAAUCCCUGGCUGAGGGCAGCCCUUCCUCCAAGCUCUAAGCUGUCGACUCCCAUUUCGGAUUACCAGCGCUUGACUGAGCGGCCGAAACUAAAGAAGCGUCAUGGGAGAAUAGCACACAGAGCUUUUAUGCGCUUGCUGAGGAUGUGUUGGUUAGGGGUGGAUUAUGCUAUUAUGCUUUAAGAGAAGCAACCAAGUUUCCAAUGUUGUGACUCAUUAAACUGCAAUGUUAUUCUAGUGUUGGGUGAAAUGAGACUGAGAAUUGGGACUUUGUGUGUUCUGUACUGAACUUGUUGGGUUGGGGGGGGGGUUGUGAUU